AUGGAAGUUGCACCAGCUUUGUCGACCACGCAGUGUGACGUUGCGUUUCAGAAGGUGGAGGCGAGUGAAAUUGACAGGUCUUCGUAUCUGGGCCCGGACUACAAUGGCGAUGAGCUCAUGCAGCUUAUCUCGAAUUAUUAUAAUAUCGAAGUUCUCAUAGAGUACCUGCAAGGUCAUCCGGAGUACCGAAGCGUAACUCUGCAGUUCCCGGAUGACCUGAUCAAAGACUCCUCGCUGAUAAUAAGGUCGCUGCAGUCGAGGUUCGCGGACGAGACGGUAAAGUUUUGGAUUCUAGCCGACACGGCGUACAGUGCAUGCUGUGUGGAUGAGGUCGCUGCUGAGCACGUCCAGGCAGACCUGGUGGUACAUUUUGGUGACGCGUGCCUCAACGCCAUCCAGAACCUACCCGUCGUCUACUCGUUCGGAACUCCGUUUCUGAAUACGCCCUUAGUGGUGGAGAACUUCCAGAGGGCGUUUCCCGACCUGUCCUCGAAAAUCUGUUUGAUGGCAAAUGCUCCCUUCUCGAAGCACCUAUCGCAACUGUACAGUAUCUUGGCACGUGAUUUGCACUACACCAAUAUCAUAUAUUCCCAAAUAAACACAUCCCUAGCAGGGGACGGUCUCGUCACUAUACUCGAUACUUUCCAUGUUCCAGAGGAUGUGAGUCAGGUCGGUGAAUUCGGCAACAGUAGCACAUUAUUCGGGCAGCAUGACAAAGCCGAGAGUGUCCUGCCUGAGGAAUACCAUCUCUUCCACUUAACUACGCCUCAGGACCCAAGGCUAUUGUACUUGUCCACUACGUUCCAGUCCAUACAUAUCUUUGAUCCGGCCUUAUCGGGGCUGGUGACAGGGCCCUUUCCCUCACUCAUGAAGCGUUACAAAUACAUGCAUGUGGCGAGAACGGCAGGCUGUAUAGGCAUCCUGGUCAACACUCUGUCGCUACGCAACACCAGAGAAACCAUCAAUGGGCUGGCUAAGCUCAUCAAAACUCGUGAGAAGAAGCAUUACUUGUUUGUCGUCGGGAAGCCGAAUGUUGCCAAACUGGCAAACUUCGAGGAUAUCGAUAUUUGGUGCAUUCUCGGUUGCAGUCAAAGUGGCAUCAUCGUUGACCAGUUCAACGAGUUUUACAAGCCGAUCAUAACGCCUUACGAGCUGAACUUGGCGUUGAGCGAAGAGGUCACAUGGACCGGCAAGUGGAUUGUGGACUUCAAAGACGCCAUCGAUGAAAUCGAACAGAACAUGGGCGGAGGCGAUGCAGCCUCCGCCAGUACCACCACAGAUGAGCCGGAGUUCGACGUGGUCAAGGGCAGAUACACUAACCUGUCAAGGCCACUACGAGCACUAACGCACCUGGAGUUGGAGACGGCAGAUGACUCCAAGCAGCUAACUACAAGACACACCGCCUCGGGCGCCAUCAUCAAGGGCACCGUAUCUACUUCAGCAUCGGCGCUACAAAACCGUUCAUGGAAGGGUCUCGGGAGCGACUUUGAAUUCACCGAGGUUGAUGAAACCGGUGCGGAUAUUGAAGAAGGUAUAUCCGGUGUCGCACGUGGUUAUGGGUUCGAUCGCAAGGACGCCAUAAACAAGGACGACAAGUAA
Molecule: messenger RNA, 1599 nt
Organism: Saccharomyces kudriavzevii IFO 1802
Lineage: Eukaryota; Fungi; Ascomycota; Saccharomycetes; Saccharomycetales; Saccharomycetaceae
Gene: DPH2
Product: 2-(3-amino-3-carboxypropyl)histidine synthase
Exons: 1
Coding region: 1-1599 (532 amino acids)
Biological process (GO): protein histidyl modification to diphthamide
Molecular function (GO): 2-(3-amino-3-carboxypropyl)histidine synthase activity
Source: RefSeq, a predicted model, not a curated record